GAGUAGUCCAUGACAGAUGUUAUUGUAAACCCUUCUGGUUGUCGUCAGGUGUUAUCAUUUACAUUUUUUUUAUCCGUUCCUGCUCAACUUCUAGAAUAUACUGUGACAAUUAUUCUCGAAAAAAAAAAACGAAUUUCUUAAACAAGCACUCCAAUUGCAGUGAAGCAAGAGGGUUGUAAAAUAAGUUAAUAAAAAUGCUUUGGUUUCAAGGGAGUAUUCCAGAAGCUAUUGUAGCAUCACGCAAUAGAAAAUGUAUGUUUGUAGUAGUUGUUACCGCAGAAGAUGAGGAUUCACGUAACCUUUUAACCAGAUUAGAAGAUGAAGAAGUCUCAAAAUUAUUUAACAGUUGUGUUUCAAUUUCCUUGAAGAAUGGGACCAGUGAAGCCAAUCAGUUUAGUCAGUUGUACCCUCUUGUCAUCCUACCAGCAAUUUACAUGAUUGGUCUUCAAGGAUCACCAUUAGAAGUUAUUGGUGGAUUGGUGGACAUUCCCACAUUGUUAAGUAGAGCCCAGUUAGCAUUGGAAGUACAUGACAAACAACAAAAUGUGAAUCAAACAUUGCUGUUGGCAGAAAAUGGUGGCUUGCCAGAAAUGACACUCCAGAGCCCAGAAGCAUCACAAAGUGAUGAACCUUGCAAAAGUGAAAUGGAAAAUAGUGAUGUUGUGCCUGAUGACUUACCAUUAGAAGCUCGCUUAGAAAGAGCUGAUCAGCUGCUAGCUCUCGUCCGUGAAAAGAAGAAAGAAGAAGAACGUGAAAAAGAAAAAACUAAGGAACGCGAACGUCGAGAACUAGGCAAACAACUUCAACAAUUAAAAGAAAUGCAACGUGAGCGCGAACUACGUGAACAAGCUGAAUCUCGUCAGAAAGAGAAGCGCGAAGAAAAAGAAGCCCUGGAGAAAAUCCGACAGCAAAUUCUUCAAGACAGGGCAGACCGAGCUGCGCGUUACCAAGCGGCUCAGAUUAGCGAAGAGGAACGGCGACGUACUGCUCAGAGUGCCCAAGAACAACUUCAACAAGAAAGGGCCUCAGCGGCUCGUAGUGCGUUUGCUCGCCUUCAGUUUCGUUUGCCUGACGGUUCUACUCGUACCGAUCAAUUUUCUUCUGACGCCAAGUUAUCGGCCGUCAUCGAAUUCAUUGAUCGUGAAAUUCAACCCAGUUUCAGGCCUUAUACAAUCAGCACUACUUUCCCUCGUCGCCAAUUCGACGAGUCUCACAUGCAGCAGACGUUACGCGAACUGGAUCUUUCUCCUUCUGCUGCUCUUCUUAUAAUUCCUGCAACUGGUUCCAAGCCAAAGGCUAGUACAUCCGUCAGCACUUCGUUGUUCAGUUCUCUCUUCGCACGAGUUUUUCUUCUCUGGAAUUGGAUUUGGGGAUUUUUCUCGAAUCCUACCCCUCGCGUGACUCAUGACGUUCCAGCAGCUCAGCAACAGCCUAGUAAUCUUGGUGUUCGACGUCGGAGGCCUGAAAGCAACAUUCACCGUUUAGCGGACGCUAGUCCGGAUGACAGCAGUGAUGAUAACGGAACGUGGAACGGCAACUCCACCCAACAGUUAUGAAACACCCCUUAUCGUAUUUUCUAGCCACCUCCUCCAAUUUGAGCAAAAACAAGGUUUCUCUUUAAUUUUCGAUUUUUUCUAAAUUACUGUCGAUUGUUUUUGUAACUUUCGGUUUGGGGACUUCGCAAAUAAACUUACUGCGAUAGAAAAA
Messenger RNA from Daphnia magna, 1707 nucleotides. RefSeq names its product UBX domain-containing protein 4. Gene Ontology annotation, molecular function: protein binding. The record is from RefSeq and is a predicted model, not a curated record. The transcript has 7 exons. NCBI's taxonomy places the organism in Eukaryota, Metazoa, Arthropoda, Branchiopoda, Diplostraca, Daphniidae. Bases 195 to 1556 code for a protein of 453 amino acids.